Larimichthys crocea (large yellow croaker) is the source of this 1313-nucleotide messenger RNA. RefSeq names its product heme-binding protein 1. Bases 373 to 948 code for a protein of 191 amino acids. The record is from RefSeq and is a predicted model, not a curated record. The transcript is spliced from 4 exons. NCBI's taxonomy places the organism in Eukaryota, Metazoa, Chordata, Actinopteri, Sciaenidae. Gene Ontology annotation, molecular function: heme binding.
GGAGGAGGAGGAGGGCGGAGACACUCCACCCGUCAGACUGGAGGCUGAUUUUGUUCAUUCCUUGGCUUCGGCAAAAGGGUGAGGAGUCAGCAUCUGCAAGUUCUGUCUCCUUAAUUUAAAAAAAAAGAGAGAGAGAGAAGAGGAAGGAGAGCUCUGCGCUCGGUGGCACAAGGCGCGCACUCUUCUCUGGAGGAGAAUUUGCGCGUUUGGAACAUCUGGCUAAAAAAAAAGUUAUCUCUUGUUUAGUUUUUUGUUUUUUCAGAAGUUGAGGUCGACAGACGAGAGAGAAGGUUGUUUUCCUUUUUUUUUUUUUUAAAGGGAGGACGAACAACAAAACCAAAGGAGCGGAGAGAGGAGAGGCGACCUGGCGACAUGUUUGGCAUGAUCAAGAAUUCGCUCUUCGGGAACACCGAGGAGACGGAGUACAAACUGCUCAGCAGCGAGACGAAGGAUGGCGUCAGCUUUGAGGUGCGGCGGUACGACGCCUCCAAAUACGCUGUCGUCUCCUCUGAGGGCCGAACAUUCGACCAAGUGACGGGCGAGCUGGUGAGGAAGCUGCUCAUGUACAUCGGCGGGAGCAAUGAACAAGAUGAGGCCAUGGGCACAGCAUCUCCCCUCAUCAUCACGGUGUACCCGCGUAACGACGGUGUUCUGUCUCGCCGUUUGAUGGUCGCCAUCCGCAUCCCCACGAGCUACCAGAUAAGCCCCCCGACUCCCACCGAUAGUGCUAUCAAGAUUGAGGAGCGGCCCGGCAUGACUGUCUACGCUCUGCAGUUUGGAGGCUUCGCAGGGGAGACCGAGUACCGAGCAGAGGCCUUGCGUUUGACGCGCACCCUCGGCGAGACGGCCCCCUUUCAGCGUAAGCAGUACUUCUGCUGCAGCUACGACCCACCGCUCAAGCCUUACGGACGCCGCAACGAGGUGUGGUUUCUACAGGAGGAGCCGUAGGAGCCGUCGGAUCAGAUCUGAGUCUCGUGCUGAAUUCUUAAUCACCCUUUCACUACUGACAAUCCCGUAGCUCUAACGGUAUUUCGAUUGGUAAGAGCAAUAUGGUGACCUUUGAACCCAGAAUGGACAGAAAGAGAUUACCCAUGUUGCCUUUACCCAUCUGAUCUUCUGCUUAUCACUAGCUGUUCAAACAAUGGGACAACAUUCCCCCAUUUUUAUCAUCUUCAUCAUCUUCAACGUGAUAAACAGUAUGUAGCACUGUGACAGAGUGAGGAUAGUGAAGAUAAUAGAUCCUAAAGAAACUUUCAGAUAAACUCUUAUCUAAGUAACUCUAAUCUAAUAUCAGUCUGCAUUCAAACACAACC